GAUGACUCUGCCAUCUGCAGCCGGGUCUCGACAGUUAACCACUCUAGUAGGAUUGUUGUCAUUUUUCUGUGGCUAGCCUUUAGCGCUGGCCAGCCGUUCGGUUUUUCUCCCCAACACACUUUGAUCCAGCAGAGAUGGUCAACAUUUGAGCUGAGUAAAUGAUGUUAGGAUGGAGUGUGGUCCAGUUCUGCCGGACAGCUUGGUGUUGGAGAUUUUCCUGCGUCUGCCCCACGAUGCGGUGCUGAGAGCGGGGCUGGUGUGCAGACAGUGGCUGGCUGUCUCCAGAGAUGAGUUCCUGUGGAGGGAGCUGUUCUACAGCUACUACCACAUCCCACGCUCCGUGCCCCGGCACCCAUCGUCCGUGUCGUGGUACAGGGAGUUCAAGCGCCUGUUUGACUGCAUCCCCUGUGUGGAGGUGCAGACGCUGAGGGAGCACAGUGACCAGGUUCUCCACCUGGCUUUCUCCCACAGGGGUCACCGCUUCUCCUCCUGUUCCAAAGACUGCACAGUUAAACUGUGGGACACCGAGCGCCCCGAUGGAAACAUCGCCUUGGUGCACAGCUCCAGCAUGCGUCAGUUUAACUGGGGCUACACUCAGUUUUCCCAGUUCAACGCUGACGACAGCCUGCUGCUGGUCUCUGGUGUUUACCUGGGCCCGCACCACUCAUCGUCUGGGGAAAUUGCCGUCAUUAGUCUUGAAAACUACACGCUGCUGUCUCGGGUGAGGAACAAGCCAUACGACGUGUUUGGCUGCUGGCUGAAUGAGACCCACCUGAUCUCUGGUAACCUUCACUGGAUCGGCAACAUGACGUCCUGUUCGGUGCUGUGGCUCAACAAAGCCUUCCAGGAUAUCGAAUCGGAGAACGUCAACGUGGUCAAGCGCCUCUUCAAAAUCCAAAACGUCAACGCCAGCACCAUUCGCACAGUGAUGGUGGCCCACUGCCGUCGCCACGACAACCCCGACCUCCUGCUGGACUACGAGGCUCAGUCUCAGGCCAGGAGGCAGAGAGGCGAGCAGCACCACCAGCCACUCCUCUUUGACCUGGGGACCUCGGGGAGCGAGGAGGAGAAGGAGGAAGAGGAGGAGGAGGCUCAGAGGGAAGGACAGGGUCGCAGCUUCUCCUCUGCCCGCCAACCCACCAUUUCAAGCCUGGACCACGUUAUCCAUAGUCUUAAAAAUGUUGGGACCAGGGAGAUGAAGAUUGAGACCCAUGUAGCUAAGGUGAUGGGCAGGGCCCACACCAAGGCCCCCGACCCCGCCCUCAUUGAGCCCUCAGAGUCUGGGGAUGGAGAGGAUAAGACCUACUUGCUUUUCACCACCGGCAGCCUUACAUACUCACCACACCAGAUAGGCAUUAAACGAAUCAAGCCCGACCAGAUGACCACCUCCGGUCCUGUACUUGGAGAAGAGCGGAGCUCUGAUGAGUUCUUUGAUUCACUGGACCAUGUCAUAGACAUCCACGGGCACAUCAUCGGCAUGGGCCUCUCUCCAGAUCACAGGUACCUGUAUGUGAACAGCCGGGCUUGGCCAGCGGGAUGCGUGAUCUCUGACCCCAUGUCUCCGCCUCCCAUCGCCGAGGAGAUAGACCUGCAUGUCAUCGACCUGAAGAGUCUGCGGGAGGAGAGAAGAAGCCUGCGGGCCCACCGGGCCUUCACGCCCAACGACGAGUGCUUCUUCAUUUUCCUCGACGUCAGCAGAGACUUUGUAGCCAGUGGAGCCGAGGACAAGCACGGCUACAUCUGGGACCGCCACUACAACAUCUGCCUGGCCCGCCUGGCCCACGACGACGUGGUGAACUCGGUGGCGUUCAGCCCCGCUGACCAGGAGCUGCUGCUGUCGGCCAGCGACGACUCCACCAUCAAGGUGUGGCGCUCCCCCCGCAUGGUCCGCCUGGCGCAGGCCGCCCCCCGGCCCCUGAGGAGCCGCGGCCUCCUGCCGUCCUGGCUGAGCCGAAACAGGAACCCCCCGUCCCCCGGAAGCGUGAACGGAAGACCCUGAGCGGGGUUGGCCUUUCAUCCGGGGGGGGGACGGAGGGAAGGAGAGGUGGGCGAUUUCCGCUGUGGUGUGACUGGUGAAGCACUCACUGCAGCGUGGCGGUUACAGUUAGUGGUUUUCGCUCGACCUCGUGGCGCGGCGACCUGGAGUAGUGGUCAGGGGUCUUCAGCCAGCGAGAGACGAGAGUCUCAGGGUUCAUACACAAGGGGGCGACGAGGCGCCGUCAGAGGAAGGACGAGUUAGCAGAGGUGCUUAGAUCACAGAUGACACCUAAAUGCACAGGAUGGAAGACCUGAAGUGUCCCGAUAAGACGGUCGUUGCCCCCCCACUUUUCUUUUUUUUUAAGAAAAUAAAAAACCAUACCGUUACCUCCUCAUCAGACCAGACUCUGGACCCCGGACCUGAGAUGUAAAUGUGUGCAAGAGUACUGCAGAGACACCUCUGAUCAUGGUUGUAAUGUCCUUCUUUUCAUGGGCAAAGUGCAGUAACUGAGAUUUGUUUUGGGUUUUUUUUUCCUUAUUGACAAAAAUAUCUAAUUGGUGUCUUGAUUCUAAAAUCUCUGUGAACCCUGUUUUGAGAGCAAUAUAAAACAGUUUGAAAAAAAAGGGAGAGAAAAAAAAACGUUUGAGCUGUAUUUAAUGUGGUUUCCUUUGGUUUUAUCGAUGUCACAUCCCACAGGAAUGAUCCGUGGUUGGUGUAUUAUGUCCAUUGACAGGUUCAUCUAAAAGUUUCUCCUUUAGCUGACCGUUCCAGUACCUAUGUAAUGUGGAAAUGUUUAAAGCCCCCCCGUUUAGCCGCGCAAAGCUGCAGCUCUUCAUCUGGUCAGAUGGUUUCCUGACACAUUUUAAGAGGGGGGUGAGAAAAAAAAAAAGAAUGCCCGUUUGACUUUUGUGGAUUGAAAACAUAUUUAAAUGUUCUUGUACUUGCACUUGACAGAUGGUUUGUGUAGUUUCUAAACAGAACACCCCCACUCCCCCAAAACUCUGAAAUCCUAAUGUAGAGAGAGUUUGCUGCCUGAUUAUUUGGUAACCUUUUGCCAGCCCCAGGGUUUUUUCAGAGGUUUUUACCCUUACCCUUAUUAUUUAUAAACCUUAAGCAGAUGCUUGAUAUGUAUUGUUAGAGUUGUAUUACCUUUACACUAAUGUUAAAUUACUAAUCUUUUUUUUUAAAAUCCUUGAUUGGCUGUAAAAACAAGUAUCUUCAGGGUAUUGUCUGUUUUGUUUCCACCCAAUUGAAAGAAGACAUCACCCACCAUUGUCAUAAUUUGGACUGAGCAAUAAGAAUGAAAUAUAUAUAUAUAUAUUUGACAGACAUUUCAAGCAGCAGAAGCUCAUCCAUUUCAGUCAUCUAAAAAUGACUGUGACGACCGUUAAAACCCAAAUCUACAUUUGUCUUGAAACUUUGUGUGUAGCUUUUUAUUUGCGUUAACUUUAAGUUCCGUUUUCUGUGAACUCCCAGUUUCACCUGAAGAAAAAAGAAAGAACGACAAAACUGCCCCAUUAGUUUUAGUUUCACCGCUUGGGGAGUUUCUGGUGCUCAUUCUGAAACGGUGCCGUUCUGUGUGUGUGUGUGUGUUUGUGUGAUCCAAUCAUUUGCUUUCAGUCAUUCUAAUCUUUUAAUUUGUACGUUUGAUGUCAGCUUCAUCACUUCUGUCAAAGUGACCAGUACUUUCGUUUCUUUGAAACGUGUGUAACAAGUCAUGAACUUUACUCUGGGUUCCCUUUGACUCCAUAGUUUCCCUUUCCAUCUCUCUGAUUGUGAUUCUUUUUCUCUGAUGUUAUUGUCAUAGCUCCCCUUAAAUAAAAAGCAUGUCCUGUCCGGUCAGUGUCCUUUUUCUACUUUUGGGAAGCUUUGGAUUAAAAGUUAUUAUGGACUUUCAGAGGUUUUUCAUUCAUUCAUUUGGGUGGUUUCCCAGGAGAAUUUAGUUUGACGUUUGACGUUUAGGAAUAAAACAAGCAAAGAAACUAAACUAAAGGUGCUUUUUUCACACUUGCUUUUUGAAACAAGAAACCUUUUUGGCCAUGCC
Molecule: messenger RNA, 4022 nt
Organism: Menidia menidia (Atlantic silverside)
Lineage: Eukaryota; Metazoa; Chordata; Actinopteri; Atheriniformes; Atherinopsidae
Source: the annotation of a GenBank genome assembly